UAAUAAUUGCUGCGGUCCUGCACUUCAAAGAUGGCAGCGCUCAUCUGUGGUCAUGCGCGGAGUACAUUGGGUAAAUGCUUUCAAAUUUUGCAAGGGACUGUUGCGAAAGGACUAGUUGUGCAGCCAUCCCGAGGUGCACGUACCAAGCCGAAGAAAUGCCUGGGACUGCUGCGCAAUCAUCAUUGGAGGAUAGCAGCUGGUCUUCCCAGGCGCUGGAACGAAACUCGUGAAUUUGCUGACACACCAGACUGGACAUUCAAUGAUGGAAGGCCGACUCCAUUGACUGGGAGGCAGAGGAAACGAUAUCUCCAGCAGAUGGAAUAUUGUACAACCAUUGUGAGGUAUUUAAAGGAAAUCAAGGAUGCCCAGGAAGCAAAUGUGCGUGUUGCUCAGGAAGAGGAGGAGAUCAAGAAGCGUGUUGCUUCGGGAAAGUUCAGGCAGAAAGGCAUUGAUGAACUGAAGGUACAUCAGCCAAACCGAACAAAGCAAAGUGCUGAAACAUAGUUCAUUUGAACAGGAAAGUAGAUUUUGUAUUUCUGUACACGUGCUCGUUUAGUAUUAAAGUAAAAUUUGUUGCUGGUA
Messenger RNA from Dermacentor andersoni, 582 nucleotides. It is a transcript of the gene mRpL52, whose product is annotated as mitochondrial ribosomal protein L52. NCBI's taxonomy places the organism in Eukaryota, Metazoa, Arthropoda, Arachnida, Ixodida, Ixodidae. The record is from RefSeq and is a predicted model, not a curated record. Gene Ontology annotation, biological process: mitochondrial translation. Gene Ontology annotation, molecular function: structural constituent of ribosome. Gene Ontology annotation, cellular component: mitochondrial large ribosomal subunit.